Vigna unguiculata (cowpea) is the source of this 1149-nucleotide messenger RNA. It is a transcript of the gene LBD15, whose product is annotated as LOB domain-containing protein 15. The record is from RefSeq and is a predicted model, not a curated record. NCBI's taxonomy places the organism in Eukaryota, Viridiplantae, Streptophyta, Magnoliopsida, Fabales, Fabaceae.
UUCCUGAAAUCCUCGAUUGUUCAUAAACCAAGAGAGGUUUAAAGCAUUAGCAACAAACAAAACAAGCUUCUUCGUUCCAUGUAAUUGAAAUAACUCUUGUUUGUUUUUUGUUUUAAAUAAAUAUAGGUGGAGUUGUCCUUGUGUAUACCUUGCCUUUUAAGCACACUCAUUUUCUACCUCUAUUUUCCUUUCUUCUCCACUUUCUGAACUCUGCAACCAGCACCUCUCUCUAUAUUCUCUCCCUAAGCCUAAGGUGAAUCCUACUUCAUUAUCAGAGGGCAUGCCUGAAUGUCCAGAGAAAGGGAGAGAUUUGAUGAGAUAGGGAAGAAGAUCAAAAGGGAAGGAGAUGUUUCUUCUCAAAUGGGAAGAAGACACAUGUUAGGUCCUCCUGGAACCCUAAAUACCAUCACCCCUUGUGCAGCAUGUAAGUUGUUGAGAAGAAGAUGUGCCCAAGAAUGUCCCUUUUCACCAUAUUUCUCUCCCCAUGAGCCUCAAAAGUUUGCUUCAGUCCACAAAGUUUUUGGUGCCAGCAACGUCUCAAAGAUGCUCAUGGAAGUACCAGAGUGUCAGAGAGCUGAUGCAGCAAAUAGUCUAGUUUAUGAAGCUAAUGUUCGGCUAAGAGACCCUGUGUAUGGAUGCAUGGGUGCAAUUUCUGGUUUGCAGCAACAAGUUCAAUCUUUACAAGCAGAACUUAAUGUAGUGAGGGCUGAAAUACUUAAAUACAAACUCAGGGAAGCUCACAUGAUACCACCCUCUUCUCAUCAUGUUCCAAUGCUUCCUUCAUCUGGGGCUGUUUCAAUCGCUGCUCCACCUCCACCACCUCCUCCACCACCACCACUUCCACCUCCUAAUUCUAUUCCUCAAACUUCUUCCUCUUCUUCCAUCUACAUCCAACACAGAGAUCCCACCACCACUUACACCACAAUUUCAACUGAUAAUAUCUCCUAUUUUGGUUAAACUUUUGCAGCCUCAUCAAAACAAUUAUUCCAUUUAUUUCCCUCUUAAUUAUCAUCAUCAUGCAUCAGGCUGGAAUAAACUGAGUCAAGAGAAAGGAGAGUAUUCAUACUGAAUGUUGUUAAUUACGAUGACACCCCCCUUUUAUUAUCUUAAUCCAUAUCAUUAAUAUACCCGAAAUUAUGGCUGCUUAAA